This is a messenger RNA of Strongylocentrotus purpuratus (purple sea urchin), 1459 nucleotides long. RefSeq names its product alkaline serine exoprotease A. NCBI's taxonomy places the organism in Eukaryota, Metazoa, Echinodermata, Echinoidea, Camarodonta, Strongylocentrotidae. The record is from RefSeq and is a predicted model, not a curated record. Gene Ontology annotation, biological process: proteolysis. Gene Ontology annotation, molecular function: serine-type endopeptidase activity. The transcript has 10 exons. The coding region runs from base 97 to 1167 and encodes 356 amino acids.
GAUGAACUGAGCUGAGCUUUCUUCAAGAUUAUUCUGUAGAACUCGAUCUCAAAUCUACAACCAGUUUGUUUCUUGCUUAUCUUAAUUUCAGUCAAGAUGCGUGCUUUCAUCACUUUUCUCCUGGUGGCGGCUGCGACCGCCGAGUUGGCUCCACUCCUUGAAAACUCCAAACCCAUUCCAGGAAAGUUCAUCAUCAAACUCAAGGAUGAAUAUGAUAUCGAUGCCGUCGCCUCUUCCGUUCGUCUGUCAGGUGGACGUGUUGGUUCCAUCUUCAAGCAUGCCAUCCGUGGAUUCGUUGCAGAGUUGUCGGACAACGUCCUAGAUAUUGUUCGCCGCUUUUCGGCCGUUGAGUACGUGGAGCAAGACGGUGUCUACACUACUCAGGAGACCUGGGGUCUGGACCGUGUGGAUCAACGUGAUCUCCCACUCGAUAAUAGUUAUUCCCCUUCAGGUACUGGCGCGGGCCACACCGUGUAUGUAAUUGACACUGGCGUGUAUGCGUCAAGUGAUUUUGGAGGCCGAGCAGAACAAAAGGCAAACUUUGCCAGAGGAGACAACGAAGAUUGCAACGGCCAUGGCUCCCACUGCGCUGGUACCAUCGGGUCUACAACUUACGGUGUAGCCAAAGGAGUGAACAUUGUUGGGGUCAAAGUACUUAAUUGUAUUGGGAGUGGCAGCACCUCUGGAAUCGUAGGAGGAUGUGACUUUGUGAUUAGCGAUGUCCAGGCAAAUAACAACAAGGGUGUCGCAUCCAUGUCUCUGGGAGGAGGCGCCUCACUAACAUUGGACAGAGCUGUCAAGAGUAUGAUUGAUGCUGGCAUCCCCACCGCAGUGGCAGCCGGGAAUUCUAACGAAGAUGCCCAAAACACUUCUCCAGCUCGUUUAGAGGAGGCAAUCACCGUUGGAGCUACCGAUAUCAAUGACAAUCGUUCAUCAUUUUCCAACUAUGGAAGCACAUUGGACAUCUGGGCUCCCGGCACUGAUAUCACUUCUUGGUGGAAAGAUGGAACAGAAAGAACAAUCAGUGGAACUUCCAUGGCUUGCCCUCAUGUCGCUGGUGCCAUCGCCGUAUACGGGCAAGACACGGAUGCAAUGCUGGCAAAUGCCUCAGAAGGCAAGAUCAGUGACGUUAAGAUUGGAUCUCCCACCAAAUUUCUCUACGUCUAAUAGGACAGAGAUGGGACAACCAUGACACGUGGACUCGGAAAUAACAAACUUAACAGAAUUCAAUUUAUAUGGUACACCUUUAAUUUAAUUGAUUCCUCCUGAACUAAACCCUUUCAACAAAACUAAACCGCAGUGCGUCAAUAUUAAAUAAAUUUGGAUCAGUUUUAACCCGUAAUGAGUAAAUUCAAAGAAACAUAUAAGCGCAUAAUAUUUGUUAAAUCACGUAAUUUCAUCAUGUCAAGAGAAGUCCACAUCAUUAAAAUGAAUUAUAAAAGAUAAAUCUCAUGACUAA